AUGAGACGGAUACCCAGGCCUUUCGAGAAUAUCUCUCUUUCUGAUGAGGACGCCAAUAUCUCGGAUCAUAUUGAUGCUUCGCCUACUGGUCACGGUAGCGCUCGAAAUAUCGCCCCACCUCAAUCUAGAAUACGGAGAGUCCUAUUGACAUUACGAGACACACUUCAGACUUCGUUCAAUUCUCUUGGACUCGGCCGAUUGUACCCCCGCCGCCCAUCCUUCGAGCCAGACAAAUUCGUUCCAUCCGAGCUACUCUCAACGACGUGUCCAAUUAUCAUGGGGGAGACUGAUUCGCCUGGUAUUCUCCCACCUCCUUAUCCUUUUCCUAACAUGACGGUCUACCGGCUGAUGUCUUGGAUGAAUUCCGGAAGCAAUCAGAAAUCCGAGACUGAAGUCGCUCGUCUCGUCAAGGAAGUAAUGCUGGCGAAAGACUUCGACAUAGCGCACCUAGAGGACUUCUCAGUAAAGAACAAUUUGCGAAAAUUGGACGACGACCCCAGCGGCAAGAAUAUCAAGUUUCCAGAUGACUGGACUCAAGCCAAUGUCACUAUCGAUAUUCCUACAAAAUUGGGUGAUGGCGACACUAGAUCUUUUCUCGUUCCAGGGUUCCAUUUCCGCCCACUCGUUGAAGUGAUCAGGUCGGCUUUCGCUGAUAUUCAAGCGAGCGCAUUCCAUCUCUCACCUUUUAAGCGUCUGUGGAAGGAUCCGUUGGACGGUCAUGAAGAGCGAAUAUUCGAUGAGUUGUACACGUCUGACUCAUGGCUAGAUGCCCAGGAUGAGCUGCAAAAGCUCCCAAAGGAGUCCGGAUGUUCACUGGAACGGGUAAUAGCUGGCCUCAUGUUUUUUUCCGAUGCCACACAUCUGGCGAACUUCGGAACGGCGAAAGCCUGGCCACUUUAUAUGUACUUCGGAAACCUGACCAAAUAUGCACGUUCUGCACCAAAUUCUGGUGCAUGUCACCUUGUAGGGUUUUUACCGUCGCUGCCUGAUAAGGUCAAAGAUAUUAUAAGCAACUUGCCUCGAAUAUCGAAGAGUGGCAUGGCCGCUCUUCACGCUCAUUGUCGACGCGAGUUGUUCCACGCAUGCUGGGAUACCUUACUAGAUCAAGACUUCAUUCAAGCAUACCGCCAUGGUAUCGUACUAAAAUGUGCCGAUGGAGUGUUACGCAGGGUAUUUCCUCGUAUAUUCACGUAUUCAGCUGACUAUCCCGAAAAGGUCUUAAUUGCUACCAUCAAAGACAUGGGCUCAUGUCCCUGCCCGCGCUGUCUCACGCCAAAAAGUCUGUUCGCCUCUCUAGGCUUCCUCAAGGACAUGAAGAGUCGUCUCGAUAAUCUCCGAGUCUACGUCAAGGCUAAUAUCUUCACGGCACGAGAAUAUAUUUAUAAGUGGGGAAACACUGUAGACGGUACGAAAGUUGAAGAGGCGCUUGGAGAGGGCUCCUGGGUGCCUGUUAUGAACAAAUUUGUCGAGAAGCUCGGAGCCCUGCACCUCGACCCAUUCCGGAUGCUCGUCGUGGAUCUCAUGCAUGAGAUCCUAUAUGCACUGCCAGGCGGAGCUCAGCUAGUUGCAACCUUAGACUCCAGAUUUCGUCAGAUCCCAACCUUCGGUAGUGGGGUAAUUCGAACCUUUGCAAAUAACACAUCUGACAUGAAGAGGCUGGCCGCGCGGGACUUCGAAGACAUUUUACAGUGUGCAAUACCAGUAUUCGAAGGGCUGUUUCCCGCCAGUCAUGACAUGAUUGUGCAGACUCUUUUGUAUAGAUUCGCUCAAUGGCAUGCACUUGCCAAGUUAAGAAAUCAUUCGGAGUCGACCCUUGGUUUCUUCGAGGACACAUUCAAAACUCUCUCUCGACAGUUACGGAAAUUCCGUGACUUUACGUGCACCGCCUUUAACACUGUAGAAUUACAAAAAGAGACGGCAGCUCGCCAACGAAGGUUGGCUCAACGUCCCGAAUCCAGUAAUGUGGCUUCUUCGGAAUCCAGUGGGCCAAGAACGAAAAAGUUCAAUUUAAAUACCUAUAAGUUUCACGCAAUGGGUGACUACGUGCGCACUAUCAAGCUCUUCGGCACUACCGACUCUUUUACUACUCAGAUCGGAGAACUGGCGCACAGAAUCUUGAAGGCAUUCUAUCCGUUAACGAGCAAGCUGGACACUCCGGCACAGCUAGCAAAACACGAGCGUAGGCGUCGUAUGCUACGGCGAGUUAGGGAAGCAGCAAAUGACACCUUGUCAAGUGACCAAAUUCCGGCCAACUCUCCUACUCCACUGUGUCCUCAAGACCAUUAUUUUAUAGCAAGUAGUCGAAAUAAUCCAGUUUCGCUGUUCGCAUUCCUUCAGAAACACGACAACGAUCCAGCUACUAAGGGCUUCAUCCCGAAACUCAAGGACCAUAUCUUGUACAGGCUAAACAAGCUGGAUGUCAGUGAUUGCGAUCACAUGUUUACGGACGAGGAGCGCAACAAGGUCAUCAUACCUAACAAUAUGGUCUACUCGGUCCAGACGAUGAAGGUACACUACACUACUUACGACAUGAGGCGCGAAUAUGAUACUAUCAACCUCUGCACACACGCAGAUGUGAUGGUGCUUUCUGGAGAAACCGCCCCUACUCACCCAUAUUGGUAUGCUCGCGUACUCGGUAUCUAUCACAUAGAUACUUGGCUUCAAGGGUCUUGUGGUCGCACCGAAGCACAGCGUGUCGACGUUCUCUAUGUCCGAUGGUUUGCAUCAUUGAUACCGUCAGAAUAUCAGUCUGGCAUGCAGCGCGCCCGCCUUCCCAAGGUAGCAUUCGUGGAGGAGUCGGACCGCGACGCGUUCGGAUUUCUUGAUCCAGGUCAAGUGAUUCGAGGGGCUCAUUUAAUCCCUUCAUUCGCUUCGGGGCGCGGUGUGAGUGCGCUUCGCUAUGGAAAAUCUUUAGCACGUCCCAAGGAAGAACAAGAUGACUGGGAAGAGUAUUAUGUCGGCAUAGCUACUAGUUUUGUUGACCGCGAUAUGUUCCUGCGCUAUACUGACUUGGGUGUAGGACAUCCAGUAUCUUUGCGGAGAGCUGUUAGAGAAUGUUUUGGCUUCCGGUCAGUAGCACCUGUGGAAGCCAUGGACAUCGGCGAAGGUAGACUCGGAAAUGAUGGUCAGGACUACGAAGAAAAUUCCGAUGAAGAACGGAUGGACUGUGAAAGUGAUCUUUGCGAGGAGUCGGAAGACGAAGGUGAUGGACUUGAGGAAUCCGAGUCGGAAUUGGAAGAUACAGGAGAGCCUGACGACGACUCAGAAGCUUCCGCAUCAGACCUUCAAAGCUUGAUCAAGAGGUUGGGAGAGGACGAGAGAAAAGUACUUGUUGGUCAUCUGCACGCGUGGGCCAGUCAACAAGGGCAAGCAAAACUUAGGGCGGUUACGGUGCAGGUAUACAGGCUCAUCAUCGACGCUUUACAGCGAGAAGCUUCUCCGCAUGCCGCUGCCCUGUUCGUCGAUGUUCAAGAGAUCUUGGACGACAGCAUUCAGUCGCUGACCCUGUUGGAUGGCGAUGGCGAUGGCGAUGGAAAAGACAUGGAUGUUGACGUGGAAUGGCAACCGCCGUACCAGGCAAUGCUUGCUGUCUCGAAGCUCUUGCAGACCUUGCCUGAGCAUACGCUUGAUGCGAUAAAAACCACCCAGGACAAACUCGUCCCAUACCUCCUCUUUCCACACGCUUGGGUACGCUCAGCAGCUUGUCAGCUGUUGGGCGUGUUCUUCGCAUUUUACGGCCCUACCCCCACUCUCGAGAAUUCGCACCUUACCCUCCAGUCGAUGAAAGAUAUUGCAGAGAAGCUAUGCACACAGUUGAAGAGCUCCAAUCUCGACGCACCUCUCGGUCUACAGAUUGUGCAGAACCUUUUCUUCGUAGGAAAACUACUCUGCACUGUCCCCUCUUCUUCGCCCUUCGGGAGUAAUACCAACCACACAGCCGAGACGGACUCGGAUGGUGGUGAGAGCGAUGACUCCGCUGAACAAUCAAAACCUACGCAAAUGAGCCGAGAAAAAAGCUCUCAGGAUCCCCUACCUUGGCUCUUCUCCAAGUUGUCGUAUCAAGCUCGCUCAGCCCACAUCGCGCGGCGGAACCGCGGUAAUGCCCCUAAUCAAACAACCUGGUCGUUGGCUCCCUUGUCCAUUCUGCGCUUCUUUGCUGCUAUGGCGUCUCACAUGGAGGCCACGCAACUUGAGCGGUUCUUGACGCACAUACUUACAUUUGUUUAUCGGAUAACGGAGGACGAUACAAUCCGCAAUGCCGGAAUGGAGGAGCUGAAAGUUACGGCCACCGAACUUCUUGACUUGCCUCAAAACAAAGUUGGCACGACGGUUUUUGCCAAUACGUACAACCGCAUCAGGCAGGGAGCAUCUAGCAUCCAGCAAGAAAGACGAGUAGCGCGGGCCACGAAGGCGACCACCAACCCAGAAGCUGCUGCCAAACGGAAAUUGGCUCGAAAUGUAGGCAAGAAGGAAAGCCGGAAGAGAAAGAAUCGUGCCUUUGCUAUGAUGGAAUCGGGGAACGAUUCGGGCAGCGCUCCAAGUCAGGCUCAGGGAGUUUCCCUGUGUAUCCCGACGUCUCCGCAUGCCAGAGCGAAGCGAAGGAUUGCGGCUCUUGAGGAGGAGGUCGAAAUUAUGAAACAGGACAGGGUAACAAAACAGAGGAAGACGAUCUACUAUGUCUCGCAGGGACGAGCGAUCCGCCGUAUGGUCGCCCUUUAUACUCCCAUGGAGGACCUUAUUGCCGAAAACGACCGGCGCUGUGAAGACGGCGACAGUGACGCUACUGUUGAACAAGAUCGCUACCAACGUGGCUAUAUCGAACUUUGCAAGACACUACCAUGGAUUCACCAGAAACUAACAAACCUCAAACGAGGUGCGGACUCGGCUCGUGGCGAUGACACAGGCACUCUCAAGGAGCUCAUUGCAUCGUGGGUGAACAUCGAGCGUAAUCCGACUCCGCUUCUCAGGACCGAUGACAAGCACCACCGGGGCUUCGUGAAUGAUGAAUGUGGUCGCCUGCUCUGUCCAGCGGAAUGGCGCUGGGACGAUCCAACCGUCAGGGCUGGGAUUCGUGACCGCACAGCUGCUUACAUCGUCUCCGAGAACUCAUGGCCGAUAUUUAUGUAUGAAGGCUAUGAGGCUUCCGUCAAGAAUCUCGAGCGCGGCCUCAUGAAGUCAAAGUUAUUGGUCAUGGGCUUCAAGGCCAUUUUCACUUCUCCGUCCUCUGCCAAUGAAGUAGAUGGGGACGGGGAUGGUGCCGAUAUUCUGGAGAACAACCGACGCGCCCGGAGACGAUCAGACCAAGCAAGAGUCAAGACUUGCGUCGCCUCCAUCAUAGGCAUGAGGAAGGUGAGUCCUCGCGCGAUUGCCUACACUGCUUGUCAGGUCCGAUUUGCUCUUUCAAACAUCACCUCCUGGCGCACCGUGGAUGCGGACUUCGAUUAUCAAUUGUUCUGGAACAACAUCGUAGAUUUUUUCGAAGAUGCGCCAGGUCCAGCCGCGCGAGCUAGGGUAAAUGCGCUUCUGGAAUGGUGGACAAGGAAAGUUUUUGGACGAAAUCACCGACAGGACUUGACGCUGGAUGUCAUUUCCCAGAUGUCCGUCAGUGCUCUCGCUGCCCAGAGACUGGAGAUGGAGGAGGCCCCGUUCGACUCUGACUAG
Messenger RNA from Suillus fuscotomentosus, 5661 nucleotides. RefSeq lists its product as uncharacterized. Lineage: Eukaryota; Fungi; Basidiomycota; Agaricomycetes; Boletales; Suillaceae. The coding region runs from base 1 to 5661 and encodes 1886 amino acids. The record is from RefSeq and is a predicted model, not a curated record. Gene Ontology annotation, cellular component: nucleolus; small-subunit processome; 90S preribosome. The transcript has 22 exons.